This is a messenger RNA of Salvia hispanica, 1998 nucleotides long. The record is from RefSeq and is a predicted model, not a curated record. Lineage: Eukaryota; Viridiplantae; Streptophyta; Magnoliopsida; Lamiales; Lamiaceae.
CAAUUAUGUUGUCACAUUCCUAAACACCAAAAUGGAAGCACCACCGGAGCACCAUGACCAAGGGCCGGAGUCAUCAAUCUGCCCCACUCCCUCCGACAAUUUCGCCUACGUCCCCAUCCGGUUCCCCGCCGUGAACCUCCCUCCCUCCCCCACAAACACCAGAGAGACCAUCAUGCGCACCCCCGUCCCCCGCGCCGACAAGGUGGACCCCCUCACUCUCCCCCACCAAUUCACCGCCCCUUCUAAGCGAAUCCGCUCCCCCGACGACCUCGCCACCUUCCACUCCUCCCCCUCCUUCCGCAACUUCCUCGGCUUCCUCGUCUCCCUCUCUGAAUCCACCAAAUCGCGCAAGCUCUCCGAUCCCUGCCACGUCUCCCCCGUCCUCGAAACCCUAGCCUCGAUUCUCCAGAAACUAACUGACUUCGUCCACGAAAUCCCUCCGGCGCCGCAGACCGCGCGAUACGGCAACGUCUCGUAUCGCCUGUGGCACGAGCGGAUGAGCGGCGAGGCAGAGGCCUUUAUGCUCAUGUUUCUGCCUCCUCAACUUCGCGAAGCUGCUACGGAAAUUGUGCCGUAUUUUACCGAUGGAUUUGGCAAUGCUUCACGAAUUGAUUAUGGAACUGGCCAUGAGACAAAUUUUGCAGCAUGGUUGUAUUGCUUAGCAAAACUAGGUGUUGUGAGGGAAGAGGAUUAUCAGGCCUUGGUGUCAAGAGUGUUCUUCAAAUACGUGGAGUUAAUGAGAAAAUUACAAAUCACGUAUAGCUUAGAGCCGGCGGGAUCUCAUGGUGUGUGGGGACUUGAUGAUUACCAUUUCUUGCCAUACAUAUUUGGGUCAUCACAGCUGAUAGAUCACAAGCAUAUGAAGCCAAAGUCCAUUCACAAUGAUGAUAUAUUAGAGAAUUUCUGUAACGAGUACUUGUAUCUCUCCUGUGUUGUUUUUGUGAAGAAGGUGAAGAAGGGUAUGUUUGCUGAACAUUCACCUAUGUUGGAUGACAUUAGUGGUGUUCCUAAUUGGAAGAAGGUCAACAGUGGGCUGCUAAAGAUGUAUAAAGUAGAAGUUAUGGAGAAGGUUCCUAUUAUGCAACAUUUUCUCUUUGGCUCAAUAAUCAAAUGGGUGAAUAGUUUAUUCCUAUAUACAACCUCAUUCCAGAUGUGCAGCCCACUUGCUUCUCAAGGCAUAAGGAUUUGCGCCUGGACUCCUUUGUGCCCCGGGCUCACGUAUCACACUACGUUUAUUAUUCAUUUCAUUACCAGCCAAGCAAGUGGCAAUGUCUAUACAGCCUUGAUGGGAGUGAAUUUAUGGUUAGUUUCGGGAAUAUUAGCUUUAGAGUGGUUGAGAACUUGAGGAUUAAGAACAAGGGGAGAUUUAUCUUGUGUUGGUCCAUGUGUAUCUAGAGUCAAGUUGUGUAAUUGGAAAUUCAUGCCUGUUUCUGUAACAGUGACUCUAUUAUUUUGUGCAUCUGUAAAGUAUUCGGCGAUAUAAAAUAGAUCCUCUAUUACGUUCUCUUGUUGGAACCAUUCAGCCGGGGUUUUAUUAUAUCUGUCCUUAACAAUUGGUUUAGCUGCAAGCCAAAAGAGGUUACUGUACAUUUUAUGGCGGAUGAAAAAUGAGAUUGUUCAAGUGUAAGGAAUGAACAUAAUAUUAAUGGUGACAUUCUGCAUGGGGGAAAGGAAUUUUUUCCUGUGAUCUGAAAGGAAAAUGUAAUUGCUGAAUGCGUAUUUGUGCUGCGUGGUUUUCUCGUCUUUGAACCACAAUCAUAUGAAUAUUCCGCCAAAGGAAAAUUUAUCCCUGCAAAUCAUACAAUUCCACCAUCUAUAAUUUGCAUAUCUAUGAACAGUACUAAUUCCCAUUGGUAUGUUUUCUUAUAGUAUUUAAAGUUCUUGUGCACAUUUCGUUAUUUUCAUAUAAAUAUCCUGCUUAUCUGAUCUUAAUUAGCUGAAGACAACAUUUGACUCGAUGGCAUUUUCAUUAUUCAAACAAUUAGCAUUGUUGCUUCA